GGAGGAAAGCGCCUUGAGGGCGAGGGGGAGGAGGAGGAGGAGCUCUCGCCUUGCCCCCUUGGCUUGGACCCUUCCUUGGGACGGAGACGGAGGAGUCGGGGCGGCAGGCAUGGGAGCAACGGGGCGGCCCGGCCAUUGGCCCCUGGCCCUGCUCCUCACCGCCGCUUCCCUGCUGGCCCUCCACGGGCAGGAGCUGGACCCUUUCCCCGUGGCUUUCUCCGCCGAGAACUGUGUAUGCAAGGGCAAAAACCACUGCUAUUGCGAUGGAACAAAAGGCAGUAAGGGUGAAAAAGGCUUUCCUGGUUAUCCUGGCCAAUCUGGUCAGAUGGGAUUUCCUGGUCCAGAAGGUCCUCCUGGGUUGCAAGGACCCAAGGGAUUUCCAGGGCCAGUAGGCAUUCCUGGGCCUAAAGGUUCAAGGGGUUUACCAGGAGUCCCUGGUUAUUCAGGGCCCCCAGGCCUACCAGGUAAUCCAGGAAAUGCUGGCCCUCCAGGACGUUUAGGUAUACCAGGGUGCAAUGGGACAAAGGGUGAGCAAGGAUUUCCAGGGUUUCCAGGGCAAGAGGGUUUACCAGGAUUACCCGGUCCUAAAGGUACCAAAGGAUUAAAAGGGUACUCUGCAACUGCAUAUGACCGGGGUUAUAGUUCCCAAGGUGAACCUGGAAUGCCAGGGGGACCUGGAUUCCCAGGAGAAUCAGGACCUCAAGGGGUACCAGGACUGCUUGGUCCAGAAGGCCCUCCAGGAUUUCCAGGCUCGCCAGGAAUCCCAGGAGUCCCAGGUCCCAAGGGUCUCAUGGGUGUUAAAGUCAUUGGCGCGAAAGGAAUGAAGGGUGACCUUGGACUAAUAGGCCCUCCUGGACCAACAGGAACAGUUAUUGUGACACUAACCCGAGCAGAUAAUACAACGGAAUUAAAAGGAGACAAAGGAGACAUGGGUUCUCCAGGACCUCCUGGACCUCAAGGAGCAUCAGGCUUGCCCGGUGAUUUUCAAAGCAUAAGAGGAGAGUCAGGGGAACCAGGACCUCAGGGUAGGCCUGGAAGAGAUGGCCUUUCUGGUCCUCCUGGCUUACAGGGAGAAAAAGGAGAGCUGGGUCUCCCAGGAUUGCCUGGAAAUGAUGGCCUCAAGGGGAGAAAAGGUGAUCCUGGUCGGCAAGGAAUUCAGGGUCUAAUAGAGUAUUACGAUGAAAUGCCUGGUGAAAAAGGAAAUAAGGGCUACUUAGGACUGCCAGGACUUAAAGGCCAGCUUGGAGCACCUGGACUACCGGGUCCCACUGGUGCCAUUGGUAGGCCAGGUAUUUCGAGACCUGGGCCAAGAGGUUUAUCAGGCUCACCAGGUCCCAGAGGAAGAAAGGGAGACAGAGGACAACCUGGCAUGAAUGCUAUUGGACCACCUGGACCUCCUGGAAUGCCAGGACUGCCUGGCCCAGCAGGAUCUCCAGGUCUUUCAGGACAACCUGGUAUAAUAACUUUUGAAAGAGGCCCAGAAGGAACUGCAGGAAUCCAGGGAUGCAUGGGUCCUCCUGGCCUUUCUGGAGAUAAUGGAGAAAAAGGUGAACAAGCAGGUCCAUGUAACCAAUGUACCUAUACUACGGGAGCACCUGGCCUUCCUGGUCCUCCUGGGGCAGAGGGUCUGCAAGGAGUUAAAGGUGUAGUAGGACUGUUUGGACCUAAAGGAUCCCAAGGGUCGCCUGGGCAGCGGGGGCCUCCUGGAGUUCAAGGACUUCCAGGUAUUCAAGGAAACCAAGGUCGUAAGGGGUCAAAAGGUGUCCCGGCCUAUGUGAAUCCAGAAGGUCCAAGAGGAGACAGAGGAGAAGCAGGUCUCAGAGGAACUUCUGGAGAAAAGGGGGUGGAUGGCUUACCAGGAGAGCCUGGACUGAAAGGCACAAGAGGUCCUGUAGGAGCACAGGGAUCUGAUGGUCCAAAAGGAGACAGAGGUCCACAGGGAUCACCUGGUAGCCCAGGUCUUCCUGGAGAAGUAGGGCUACCUGGGCCACCAGGAUAUGGACCACAAGGAUUGAAAGGCAUUCAAGGCUCUCAAGGAGAUCCUGGGCCAUCUGGGUUGCUUGGAACAAGUGGUCCUAAAGGUGAGCCUGGCAUGGUGAUUGCAAUCCCUGGAGUACCUGGGCUUCAAGGUCCAGGUGGCAGACCUGGUCUACAAGGCGUAACAGGUAGUGUUGGAUCCAGAGGGCAGCGUGGUGAUCCAGGCCUACCAGGACCAGACGGUGAUCCAGGCUUAGUACAGAUUGGAUUUCCUGGCUAUCCUGGUUUGAAAGGAGACAAAGGUCCUCAAGGGUCUACAGGACUACCAGGCUGUCCAGGAACAUUAGGAGAACCAGGCUUGCCUGGAAGACCUGGAAUUCCAGGAGAAAAGGGUGAGCCAGGUCCAGUUAUUCCUGGAGCUCAGGGCAGACUGGGUUCACCAGGUGAAGAGGGCAUGCCAGGUGAGAAAGGUGAAAGAGGAUUCCCAGGUCUCCAAGGACCUCCAGGUCAACAAGGUCAAGAUGGUGUUCGUGGUCCAAGAGGAGACCCUGGAUCUCCCGGAGUUCCAGGAGAAAAAGGUGUUCCAGGCAAAAUGGGUGACUGUCUUGUUGGCUUACCAGGACCACCAGGUCCAUGUGGAGUAGUAGGUCCACCAGGAGGCCGAGGAGCAAUAGGAGCCAAAGGAGACCCAGGAAUCCCAGGAUUAGACAUCCCAGGGUUCCCAGGACAAUUUGGGCUGCCUGGAAUCCCUGGCGCACAAGGAAAUGACGGUACACCUGGCAAUAAGGGGCAGCCUGGCAGACCAGGAGUGCCAGGUAUACCAGGUCCAAGAGGAGAAUUGGGCCUGAUGGGUCCUGUAGGUAAUCCUGGAUUACCUGGUGUUCUUGGAAAUCCGGGUAUCCCUGGAAUAAGGGGAUCUCCUGGCCUUCCAGGACUAAAAGGAAGAAAGGGAUCUUCAGGGGAGAAAGGUGAGCCAGGGGAUAAAGGCCUUCCUGGAAUAUCAGAGUCCAUCAUGCAUUCCGGAGAUAAAGGAGACAUGGGAUCUAAAGGAUUUCCAGGAAGAAUGGGACUCAGAGGAGAAAAAGGAGAACAAGGUGCACAAGGAUGUGCAGGUCUUAAUGGCAUACCAGGAACACCAGGACCAACAGGUCUCAAAGGGGAGAAAGGACUUCCAGGAGUCCUUGGCAGACCAGGGUUACCAGGACCCCCAGGAGACAGAGGAGACAUGGGAGUGCCAGGUACAAAAGGUGAGCGAGGUUCUCCAGGUUUGCCUGGAUCAUCAGGUACACCAGGGUCACCUGGCAUUCCCGGAAUACCAGGGGAUAAAGGAGAAGCAGCCCGUCCUGGAAUUGGACCCUUAGGAAACCCAGGGCCCAAGGGUGAUGCUGGUCCACCAGGAGAAAGGGGACGGAAAGGGGAAAGAGGAUCACCAGGUCAGCCAGGACUGAUAGGAGAACCUGGACGACAGGGAAACAGAGGAGAUGCUGGUUUACCAGGAAUUCCAGGGUUUCCAGGACCUGCAGGCGAUAAUGGUCAUAAAGGUAGCAAAGGAUUGCCAGGACAAAAUGGCAUCAGAGGCUUCCCAGGUCCAAGUGGGUUACCUGGUGAUGAUGGACUAAUUGGUGAAAAGGGUAAUCAAGGACGCGAUGGUAUUCCUGGCCGCCCUGGAGAAAAGGGAGAACAAGGUUCUCCAGGUCAAAUAAUCCCUGGUCUCCCAGGCAUUCCUGGUGUGAAAGGCAUCAAAGGCAAUAUGGGGAUGGCUGGUUUUCCAGGACGUCCAGGUGCUAAAGGUCUCAGAGGGGAUCCAGGACCGAGUGGACCUCCUGGUAUACCUGGACCAACAGGCCCUUCUGGGGAACCAGGCAUGACAGUUGCUGGCCCAAAAGGAAAUAGAGGCCUGCCAGGUCUGGAUGGAAAGCCAGGUGUUCCAGGUAUCCCAGGACCCACUGGAUUCCCUACCUACAGUAUUAAAGGAAGCAAAGGUGUUCGAGGAACAGAUGGCUUACCUGGUCCACCAGGACCUAGAGGUGAUGCUGGACUACCUGGUCCACCAGGAACUGAAGGUAUACCUGGUUAUCCAGGUCCCAGAGGUGAUUCUGGUUUCCCAGGAUUUCCAGGCAUAAAAGGAGAGAAGGGUAAUCGUGGACCACCGGGGCCACCGGGCAUGGCAGGACAUGGCGGUCCAAAGGGACUACCUGGUCAGCCUGGACCAGCUGGGAAAGCGGUCUCUUUCCCAGGAGAUCCAGGGCCACCUGGGCCACCAGGCAUCCCAGGAAGUAUAGGAGACCCAGGGCCUAGAGGACCACUUGGGCUGCCAGGGCCUCCAGGUAUAAAGGGCCAACCAGGUCGUCCCGGAAUUCCAGGUGUGCGUGGGCCACCUGGACUAAAAGGAGAUAAGGGAUUUCAAGGCCAAAAAGGAUUGCCAGGAUUGCUUGGGUUUCCGGGAAUACAGGGGCUCCCUGGAUUCCCAGGGACUUCCUUACCAGGUCCACCAAAAAGGGGCUUCAUGUUUUCUCGCCACAGUCAGACAACAAAGAUCCCUUCAUGUCCAUCUGGAACAGUCCAGAUCUACAGUGGAUACUCUCUUCUUUUUGUACAAGGGAAUGAACAGUCGCAUGGACAAGACCUUGGUACAGUUGGUAGCUGUCUUCAAAGAUUUACCACCAUGCCUUUUUUAGUAUGUAAUCCCAAUAAUAUUUGUAGAUUUGCUUCUCGCAAUGACUAUUCAUACUGGCUGUCAACAGCAGAGCCAAUGCCUUUAGAUAUGAAGCCUAUUUCUGGAAAAGCCUUGGAACCCUAUAUUAGCAGGUGCAUUGUCUGUGAAGGCCCUGCAAUGGUCAUCGCAGUCCAUAGUCAAACAACUUCCGUUCCACCGUGUCCCCAAGGAUGGCAGUCUCUGUGGAAAGGAUUUUCUUUUGUUAUGUACACAGGUGCAGGCUCAGAAGCUUCUGGACAAGCUCUGGCAUCUCCGGGGUCAUGCUUAGAAAACUUUUAUGCCAUUCCAUUUAUUGAAUGUCAUGGACGUGGGACAUGCAGUUAUUACUCAAACUCCUACAGCUUCUGGCUAGCCUCGCUGAACAAAAGAAGAAUGUUCAGGAAACCAUUAUCGCAGACUCUGAAAGCUGGAGAACUGGAAAAAAUAAUCAGUCGCUGUCAAGUUUGCAUGAGGAAAUCCAAUUGAAGAAAUGAGAACUAAACUCAUUUUGUGGCACAACAGAGAACUAAACUAAACCAAAAAGAUUUUAUGAACUUGUAGUAAUGUGACUAAAACUGAACCUUAUUAGUACCAUGAACUUGAAAAUACCAAUGCUGUACUAUAAUGAAAUAGUGCAAUAUUUUGACUUUUUUUGUUUCUGGUAAAUUGCAAAGCACUUUCUUGAAAUAAGUUGUUUGUAUUUGCUGUAUUAUAUGGUUGUCAUAUUUUGAACUCUGCCAAUUCUGGGUCCAUGGAAAUUGUGUAUUACAAUGUCACCAGGUUUUAUGUGCAAGGACUAAAGCCCUAUCUGCGAUCUUGUAAAAAUGGAGUAAACAGGGUAGUGUUCGUUUACGUAAGUGUCGUAACAGUGGGUAUUAUUUAAGGUGAAGCAUUGCCACUUACAACAAACCAAGCUUAGCAAAAAAGUUUUGUGAAGUGUUUUGGAAUUUCACCAAAUGUAUUAUCUCUUUACAAGUCAACUCUUCCAUUCAUUAAGACAGGGGAACUAUAGCACUAUUAACUCACUGUAAUAUUGAUACUACUUGUGUGGUUGGAAAGGGAACUUGCUACAUGAAUUGGUAUAUUGGCUACCUUCUAAAGACAACAGAGAUAUGCUUGUCUGUUACUCGCUCUUACUAAUUGCAAUGUGCCUCUGAUCAAUUAUUACUGACCUAUUGAUGUAAAAGUCAAAUCAUGAGAGCUGUGAUAGUUUUACUCCGCUCCCCAGAUUCAAACCACCAACCUUUUGGUCAGCAAGUUCAGCAGCUCAGUGGUUUAACCCACUGCACCACCAGGGCAGCUUGCAAAUACAUUUAAAGUAUUUCAAUUUAAAAUGUACAAAUAUACAAUCCUUAAAAUAGAAUGAAAUAUCAUUGGUAUUUUUAAAAUUCAGUUAAAAACCAUAAAAACAUAUUUAAACUAAAAGCCACAGCCCCCUCUGACUUGAUCUUAAAAACCUUCUGUCUGAAUAAAAAGGUUUUGCCCUGCAUAGAGUUGGAAGGGAUCAUAAGGAUAAUCCAGUUCAUUACCCUGCUAUGCAGAAACACACAAUAAAAGCACCCCUGGCAGAUGGCCAUCCAGCCUAUGCUUAAAAACCUCCAGGAAAAGAGAUCCUACCACAUUCCCAGGCAGCAUAUUCCACUUUCAAAUAGCUCCUCCUACCAUCAGGAAGUUGGGAACCACUGAUCUAAGCUCUGUCUAUCCAGAGAGCUGGUGCAAAACAGACUACAUGUUUCUAAAUAGUCUCUUUUAGGAGAAAUCAAGUACAAGUCAACUCCAAGUAAACAAGUGAUGGAAAAGAUUUGGGUUUCUUUCAGAUUGCAAACUAAUUUAACAGGUCGUCAAUUUAGUAACAAAUACCACUGAGAUAGCAAGAUCUUUUUUCUCAUAACUCUGAAGAUUUUUCAUAAUCCACGAUAUCAUAAAUGUGCAUCGAAUGUAGAUAGAAUCUAAAGCAAGUUACUUUUUCUAUUGCAGAAAAUAAUGUUCCUUUUCAGUUCUGUUCUAUCAUGUAAGAUUUACACUUUUAAAGUUAUGUUUGAAGAUAUCAAAUGAAUUUCAUGAUAAUCCAUCCAGUGAAAUCCAAUCACUUAAACUGAGUAUUUGCCAAGUAGCUUCAAGUGGUAUCUGGAAAAGAUUUAUAUACUGAGCAUUCAGUUUAAAUGUACUGAUUGUAUAUUCCUCUGCUUCAUUAUUCUGAAAUAAAUUUACCUGUGACUUGGUCAUUGUUUUCAGAAUUGGAGCCUUAGGUACAUUGAAUUGAUCAGAAAAGGAGAUUUCUGGUGAUGUAAAAAAAAUUACUUUGGUAUGAUUCCUAUUGAACUUGAUGUCAUAAUCUAAUGAAAAUUCAUGCAUAUCCCCCUUGGAGCCCUAGUCACAGCUAGAUCAGGGCCAUUAUUAUUAUUGCUGUUAUUGUUGUUAUUUAUGUGUAGCUCUGAAUGUUUUAUAUUUAUAAUAUUGCACUUGAAAGAUUAUGGAAAAUAAUUAUUAAAGUUGACAGUAAGGAUGGCCACUAUUUUUUAUACUUCCACAAUUGUAAGAUUCAGCCAUUAUCUCAAAUUUCAUUAACUUGCAGACUUAUAUAAGCAUAUAAUUCUAAGACAGGAUACACAGUGCAGUUCUAUGCAUACUUACUCAGAAAGAAAUCCCACUAUGCUCAGAAGGAUUUAAUUCCUUGUAAGUGUGAUUAGGAUAGCCUUAGUGAUCUACUUAAGUAUCAUGUCCCUCAUUCAUGUGUUUUGUUUUGUUUUCCUUUUAAUAUUUCCAAUAUCAAGGUUAGCCUUUACAGUUCAAUUAUAUGUAUAUUAUUUAUUCAGAAGUAAAUUUAUCUGAGUGCUGUGGGUCUUGCUCCCAAGGAUGUGUGCACAGGAUUGCACCUACAGUGAUAACAACAUUGCAAAUCCAUUCUAAUUGUAAGAUCUGCUGUGCUUUACACUAGGAUCGUCAACCACACAAUCACUGCAAUAUCACAAAGCAUUAUGUUACCUUAUAGUACAGGACUGUUGUUUGAACUUGAACCAGAUACAUCAAUGCAAAUGUUUUGGGCUUCCACAGUAAAUAAAAUGCUCCCUGAAAUAAA
Molecule: messenger RNA, 7751 nt
Organism: Anolis sagrei ordinatus
Lineage: Eukaryota; Metazoa; Chordata; Lepidosauria; Squamata; Anolidae
Source: RefSeq, a predicted model, not a curated record